AAAGCCAUAUAAUCUUCUAAAAAUUGGCCAAAUAAAAUCCACAUAUUUUCCUAAAAACAUUUUUGGUACCAAGUGACUUUUCUUUAAUUGUUUUUUCCCACCCUCAUGGUUAAAAAGCUCAAACAGUAUAAAAUCUUUUUUUUUUUUUUUCCAUUUAAGUUCAUAACAUAACAUCCUCAUAAAUUCAUAAUAAAUUAGUAAAACAAAACUGAAAAAUAUAUUUAAAAAAUAUAAAUAACAAUAAUAUAAUAAAAGUUUCAUUCAAAAAAAAAAAAAAAAAACAAUCAACCCGCCUUGUAUGUGGACCAAUAGGAAAAUGAAAAAUGAAAUGGUGGGAGCAGUGCCUCAGUACUCACUGUGUAGGGUUUAUCACACUCUCCAAAAGCCUUCAUUUUUUUCUCUCUAUUUUUCCUUACAAUCUUCCAGAAACAUCCAGCUUUACAUGAGUAGCUGAAAGUUAAACAUGCAGACAAUUAAGGGUGGUUGGGUCGGGCAAACAUUUGCCCUUGCUACUUACAAUGACUCUGGUGGCCGGAAGACUAGGAUUAGGCGUUCGAAAGAAGAGAGGAAGACUAUGGUUGAAACUUUCAUAAAGAAAUAUCAGAAGUCAAAUGAUGGGAAUUUUCCAUCACUUAAUUUGACGCACAAGGAAGUUGGUGGCUCUUUCUACACAGUACGAGAAAUAGUUCGUGAGAUAAUUCAGGAAAAUAAAGUUCUAGGUCCAGCUAAGUUAUCUCCUGAAGAGAAGAACAAUAUUAUGUUUGCGGAACAAUAUCCACUAGGAUCCAUAUCAACUGAACCACAAAGUUUAUCUUUAUCUGGUGAGACCCAUGUUAUGUCAAGUUUUGCGCCCAACCAUUACAUGGAUAAAAGUGAAGAGGCUGAUUUUGAUGUGAAUAGACAGUUUGAUAUAGAUGAAGUGAAGGUUGCAGAUGAUAGACUACAGACUAGCACUAGUAACAUUUCUGAGAUAAUUGAACAAUCUGAUGAAUCUUACAUAAUUGAUUCUGAAUCUGAUCAUCACAAAAACAAGGAUGAGGUAUUGCAUUCUAGUGGGAUUAAUGGAGUUGACCAUGAGAUGCUCAACGAACAAAUGGUUGGUGACUAUGAGACAACCAAAGAAAAUGAAAUCUCUGGUAAAUCUGACUUACUUAACAACCUCUCUUUCGAGCGGCAAAAUACCAGUGCACAAGGUUUAGAUUCUACUGAGAUCAUCUCUGAAAGUGUGGAUUCCAGUCUUCUCUGUGGGGUUGAUGCUAGUCAUGCUAUAGUUAAAGAAGAUGAUACAUAUGGAGAACCAAUAGCUACAGGCUCGGAGGUAGGAGAGAAUCUAAAUGUUGAAGGUGGAUUGGAUGAACUAGAAGCAUCAAAAGCUGGAACACCUCUUCAAAAAACAGAAUUAUUGGUGGAGAAGUUUCCCCUGCGACCCAUUUCUAAGAAAAUAGAUGACUUGAAUUCAGGAUUAGAUGAAACAAUUAGUGUAUCAAAAACAUCGGAAGAAACUGAACAUGAACACAACAGGAUAACCUCUUCAGAAAAAGCAACUCAACUUGUGAAUGGGCCAGUUGAUGUGAUAGCUGAUCCAACAAUAGAGAAGUCGAGUAAACUGUUAAAUGAGAAAGCAGAGGCGGAAGCUGGAGAGGCAUCAUUGGUAAUUUCAAGUUCCUCGGAAGAAAAAGCAGCCAUUGCCACUGAUGUAGGAGUUAAGGCCUCAUCAACUUUGUGUGAAAUAGUUAAUGCUUCUAGCCCUAUGUGUAAUGAGACUGUUGGCAGCAGCAGUAAUAAUGGUACUUCUAAGAAAACAGCUGCUGACAAGUUAAUCGAAGGUACAGGCAAAGCCAGCACUCAACAUGGUAGCAGCCAUCAGAAAGGAGGCAAUCCUCCACUAGACAGAAUUAAUCUUGAAACGUGGAAAGGCGCUUCAGCAAAAUCCAGGAAACAUGAAACAAAUCCACUCCUUGCAUUAUUGAAGGCAUGUAUCACGGCUUUUGUGAAAUUUUGGACCGAAGAAUAGCUCAGCUUCUUUGCUUUUCAUUUUAGUGCUUUGAAGGUAGCUAUAGAUCCAGCAGUUGCUGCAGUGAUAUUCGGUUCAUCAGAGAACAUUUUUCUCAAAUUAUAUCAUCCCUGAGCUGCAACGGAAGUUACAUACUCAAGUUUUCUAUAGGUCAGGAUGAUAAUUGAUAUCUUAGUUUGUAUGAUAGAAUUUGUGCUAGUUGUGAGUUAGGGCAUGUUCCUGAUGUGGUUUAUCACAUGAAUGAAUGAACAUGUCACUUAUGAAUUCCAGAUAUAAUAGAUUAGAUCCAUGAAUGCUCUAUUCUUUACUCAUAAGGUAAAAUGGUUGUCUUUACUUGAAUAUAUAUGAGGUUUCAUUGUUCUCUGA
This is a messenger RNA of Capsicum annuum, 2380 nucleotides long. RefSeq lists its product as uncharacterized. The record is from RefSeq and is a predicted model, not a curated record. The transcript has 5 exons. NCBI's taxonomy places the organism in Eukaryota, Viridiplantae, Streptophyta, Magnoliopsida, Solanales, Solanaceae. The coding region runs from base 464 to 2014 and encodes 516 amino acids.